Molecule: messenger RNA, 5322 nt
Organism: Paramecium primaurelia
Lineage: Eukaryota; Ciliophora; Oligohymenophorea; Peniculida; Parameciidae
Source: the annotation of a GenBank genome assembly
AUGUAAUUUUAAUAAAUAUCCAAGUCUUCAACUUCUAAGAAUUCUACAUAAAAGAAAACAAUAUUUCAUUCAGAAAGACAUUCCCAAGAUGGAUAAGAGAAGGAAGACGAUAAAAUUGAAACAAACAAUUAAAAAGGUAGAUUUGCAAAAUAUAUGAAAAUUUUGAUACAUUAAAAACAAAAUGUGUAAUGUUUUUAAUAAUUUAGUAACUUGAGAGAGAGUAUUGCUAAUUUAAAAAAAAGAAAAACUUUGGAAGGAUUUUCAGGAGAAACACCAGUUUCAAUUCAGUAAUGUUUCUCUUUUCUUAAUUCUGCAUUAUAAAAUGCAAGAAGUUUAAGGUUAAUUUAAUUUUAUAAUGCUUAGAUCUCUUGAUCUAUCAGGAAUGGAAAUCGAUCCCCUAUUAGCUAUAGAAUUAGGUUAAGGACUCUAAAAAAAUUCUUCUUUGAGUGAAAUCAAUCUUUCUGGAUGUAAAUUAAACAGUUUUAGUUUACAAUAUAUAUUUUCAUCAAUUGCAAAUCACUAAACUUUAUAAUCAAUCAAUUUGUUUAAUAACUAAGGUUUCAAUAUUGAUCUUAUGAAUGAUAUCAAUCAAUUUGUUUUUAAAGGGAAGAAUAAUUUAAAGAAAUUAAAAUUAACACAUUGUAACAUAUCUAGUACUGCUAUGAGUUAUUUAUUAAGAAAUCUUAAGUAAAUAUAAGUUAUAUUUUAGAUAUUCUCGAUCAAUAAAUGCUAUAGAUAUAUCAAUGAUGUAAUUUACUACAGAUGUAUUAACAAGUUUAGGGAUGGCACUUCAACAUUAUAAAGGUAAAAAGGUAUUGGAGUAUUUAAAUAUUGGAGAUACUAAUAUAAGGAAUUAAGGAGUAGAAGUAUUGGCUUAAAGAGUAAGUUGGAAUAUUAGAAAGAUAAAUUUGAAAGAACUUAACAUAAGAAGAAAUUUUAUUAAUUAAUAAGGAGUUCCACAUCUUGAGGCAUUUCUAAGAAAAAUUAAAAACUUAUAAAAAUUAGAUUUAUCAUAAAAUCAAUUAGAGGAGUUUUGUUGUUAAAAUUUAUUAUCAAGAAAAAUGUACGAAGUUAACUUAAGUUCUAAUUUAAUUUCGUGUUUUCCUUAAUAGUUUUUUAUGAAUACUUUAGUAAUAAAUUUAACAAAUAACAAUAUAACAAGUCAUGGAGCAUUUUAAUUAUCAAGUAUAUUAAGAUAGAAUCCACUUUGGAUAGAACUCAAUCUUUCUAAUAAUUAAAUAAAAAGUGAAGGAUUUAAUUCACUUAUAUUUGGACUUAGAGAUAACAAAAUGUUAAAAAAAUUUAAUGUAGCUAACAAUAAUUUGGAUGGUGAAGCAAUAAUUACAUAUAUGAUUAAUCAUGAAUAGGUUUACUUUGAAUACUUAGAUGUAUCUUAUAAUUAAAUAAGAUAUGCUUUAAUAUUUUUUUUGUUAAAAUUCAUAAAAAGUGGAUGUUUACGUUGCUUUAGAUGUUCAUUUUAAUAAAAUAAUAAAAUGAUAUUUGGGAUAUAAAUUAAAAUCCUUCCAUAUUACUUGAAGAAGAGAAGUCUGCUAAAUCUGCUUAAAAUUAAUUUUAAUUAAUAUCAUUUAAUUUAAGAGAAUUAGAUUUUUCAAAAAAUGAGAACAUUUUUACACCUGUUAUUAGUUCUUUAGCAACAUAUUUUAAUAAAAUAGAAAUCUUAGAUCUAUCUUCUUGUAAACCAGUAACAGAAUCGGAUUUAGAUUUGCUGUGUAUAUUCUUAAAAAAAUCUACUAUAGUUCAUGAUUUAAACUUAAGAGAUUUGAAUAUUGGAAGUUUAAAUAUAGCAAGUGUCAAAAAAUUAAGGAAUUGUAUCCUUAAUAGUAGUCUUAAAAAAUUAAAUUUAAGCAAAAAUUAACUAUUUAAAAUAGCUAAGACAUUCUAAUUAGAAGAGAUUAUAACAAAUUUCAAACUUGAGAGUUUAGAUAUGAGUGAUAAUGGACUUGAGUCUAAACAUACUAAUUAUAUAGAAAUUGUUAUAUCAUCUUACAGAAAUCUAUAGAUCUUAAAUCUAUCUCAUAAUAACAUAGAUUUUACAGGAUUAAUAGCAGUUUCUAGAAUUAUGUCAGAGAAUAGAUGCUUAAAAAGUUUAAAGUAUGCAUUUAUUUAAUAUUUUCAGUAUUUCUCAUCAAUAAAUGAGUGCUGAUGAUUUAUUAAUAUUGGGUUAAAUAAUAUCUAAUGAAAAUCUUUAAUAUUUAAAUAUAUCAGACAACCCCUAAAUGAAAAGAUUAAAAACAUUUUUCAAUUUAUGUUAGACUGAAAAAAUAGAACUAUUAUAAUUAUCUGAUAUUCAUUUUGAUAAAUCUAACAUAAAAAAUUUAUUAAAUAUUAUAGAAAAAUAAAAAAGGAAUAUUUUAGGGGUUACUUUUAAUCAUUGUAGUUUUAGUUAAAGUAAUUAUGAAAAGUUAGGAAUGUAGAUGGUACAUUGUAAGAAAUUAUAAAUGUUUUGUGUAUCAUAUAAUCCAUUAAUGUAUGUUGAUCUAAAUAAGGCAGCAGCAAUGUUAAAAGAAUUUAAAAAUUUGAAAAUAUUAAAAUUUAAUUAAAUAACAUUUACAGGAGAAUCCUUUGGUCAUGCCAAAGACUGGUUUUUAAAUCCAGAUUGUUGUAGUGUAAUAUAUAUUCAUUAUUCAAGUUGACUACAUUAGAUAUAAGUGAAAAUGUAUUAAGAUAGGAAUGGUUAAAUGAAUUAUGUAUUGGAAUUUAAGGAAAUAGAACUAUUAAACAUUUAUUUCUAAAUAAAUGUAAUUUGGGAAAUUUAAAUUUAGAACCCUUAGGGGAAGCUAUUUCUAUAAAUCCUACAAUAAGAAUAUUAUCAAUAGCUAAUAAUAAUAUUGUCGAUAAUUUAUGUAACAGUAAAUUUGCAGCUGUGUCAGAAAAUAAAACUAUACAAUUUGAAGAACUCAAUUUAUCUGAUAAUCCUUUAGAUGAAAAAGAAUUAAUUUAAUUUUUUACUCCUUAAUCAUUAUAAAAUAAAUAAAAACAAGCUGCCAUAAUAAAACAACUCAAUUUAUCUAAUUGUAAAUUGAAAAUAAGUUUUUUUUAAAAUUUAGUAAAAGAACAUCAAAUUCAUUAAGAAUAAUUCUUAUUUUCUCAUAUUAUAAGUUUAUCUUUAAGUAACAAUUAAUUAGAUGAUUCCAUAGGAGAGUUAUUGAAAUAAACCAUUACUUAAUCAACUUAAUUAUAAGAAUUAUAUCUAUAAUAAAAUUAUUUUACUAGUAAAGGCAUGAUCUAAAUUCUUGAAGGUAUUUUUGUUACUUAAACUAUAAAAACAAUUAAUAUUAGUAGUAAUAAGGUAGGUGAUUUAUUUGCAAAGAAACUAGAUGAAUUAAAAUUUCAUUAAUGUUCAAUUUAGUUUUUAUUGUUAAGAGACAAUGAAUUUUAGAAAUAAGGUUUAAAAAUAUUAGCAUAAAUUCUUUCGUAUUAAAAAAGCUUAUUUAUAGAUAAUAUAUGGACAAAUUUAGAUGAUGAAGAUGCAGAUAAUAUUUUAGAAUAAUAUACUAGAAUUUGUUAAAAAUAUCGUUUAGAUUAAAUUUCAUUACCUUCAUUUUUAAAAGAAAUUUAAUUGUCAAAAUCAAAUCUUACUGAUAAAUUUUGUGAAUCAUUUGGAAAAUAUUAUCCACUUUUGGGGUUCAUUGAAUUUAUUGAUGUUUCAGAUAAUCCAUGUAUAACAAUGUAUGGUAAAGUCUAUUUAUUUUUUCAUUUAUUUGAUUACAGUUAUGAAAAGCAUUAAUUAAGGGCAUUACAUAUAUCUGAUUCUUAAGAAACCAGAUAAUUAUUUGACGAUGGAUUAUUGCGUUAUUUAACUUUAAGAUUGAGGAAUUUUUUAUUGAGAUAAGCAAAAUAAAAUUUGAAAAAAGUUCAUACAAUAGGAUAAUAAGAUAGUUCUUAGAAAUAAAUAGAGAAAAUAUUUGGAGGUAUGUUUGGAUCAUGGCUUAUUCAUAAAAUAAAUAAAUUAAUGAAUUAUUUAGACUUGAUUGAACCAUAGAUAUUUAUAGUAAGCACUCUUUUUAUUGGUAAAUUUAGAAGAAACAAUAUUAACAUAAAGAUUUUAGUUAUUUUAUUUUGGAUUGGGUUUGUUUUAGUAAAUAUAUCUUAAUUUUUUAAAUUAUUUCUCUUAGUAAAUAGUAAGAACAAAAGGGAAAUAUUAAAUUCAGAUAAUAAUAAAUAAACAACUAAUGCUGUAUUCACUGAUUUAACAUGUGCUGGUAUAAUAGUGGGAGCAAUUGUUAUUAUUGAAAUAUUGUAAUUAGUCCUAACUGUAGCUUUAAGAAGAAAAAUAUAACCAGCUUUAUAAAUUAUACAUCCAAAAAUGUUGGAACAUCUACAUACUAAAUUUCCCCAUAAAAGAGAAAUAUUUUUAAUGUUUUACUCUAUUUUUAGUAAAUCAAGUACAUUGGCUGAAAGAAUGUUUUUGGCUUCUUUAAUGAGUUAGAGUGAUGAAAAUUUAGAUUUCGACAUAACAAAAUAUUAGAUUCUAUUUAGUAUUGUGAUAUUUGGAAGAUUAGCUGAUGCCUUUAUAAUAACUUUUAUUAAUUUAAUUAAAUUUAUAUCAGCUACUCCAGGUGAUGAUUAAGCUAAAUAUUUAUCUUUAUUGUAAAGAAAUCUCUACUAUUAAAAUUAUUUCGUCUCAAGUGAUGUUCUAGUAACUUUAUGUCCAGUUUAAGGAUAUUAAUUAACAAAAACUAUUAAAGUUAAUUAUGAAAUCAUAAUCGAAACUUAUAGGAUGAUUUUUUUUGAAUUAAUACUAUUCAUCUUUAUUUGGAUUUUCUCCUCUAAGACUAAGAUAACUGGUUUUUAUAAUUAUUUUGAUCCAAAAUGGCCUACAAUGCGAUUAUGGAUGACAUUUCUUUUUGUGAAAUGUAUAAUCUCGAUAAUCUUAUCCCUUUUUAAAAUUUUGACUGUUAGACCUGCUGUUGUUAAAUAAAAUGGAUUUAAUUAAGCCUUGGCAAUAAAAAGAUUCUAAUAAAAUAAAAAUUAAUUUGUCAAACCAUAAAACAUACAAAUUGAAUAGAAUUUGUAAAAAAUUGAACUCGAAUUAAAAUUAAAAUAAUAAUAAUAAAGCCAGUCUUCAAGAGAACUAGAAGAGCGUCGAGAAAUAAAAAUAUAAAAAAAAAUUUAAGAAAUUGAUUAAAUUGAUGAAGAAGAAGAUGAUAUUUUAUUAAGUAAAUACUCUUCAAAUUUUGAAUAUUCAAGUAUUAAAUUAACUUAAUAAUAGAUAAUUCCUCAUUUUCCGAUUUAACAUUAUAAGAUCCACCUUAACACCCUUUAAGUAAUACUAUUCCAAAGUUUAAAUAUAAUAAAUGA